This is a messenger RNA of Effrenium voratum, 1237 nucleotides long. The record is from the annotation of a GenBank genome assembly. NCBI's taxonomy places the organism in Eukaryota, Dinophyceae, Suessiales, Symbiodiniaceae.
UGAAGGUUUGCGUAGCUCAAUUCCGGAGCCAUGCCAAAUGUGAGCGACCGGGAGCAUGUUGUUUUGGUGACCUACAUGAAUGAAGUGAAUCGGGAUUUUGGGUAUCUUCAGGUCAGCGCUGAGCACCACGGUUUGCUGCCUUUCAUCAUUGGCUAUGGUGAGAGGUCCUGGUGGCCAGAAGGCCUGGGCCGGAAGGUCAACGCCUUGCGCCGCUUCGUCUUCUCAGAUCGGUUUUCUUCACGGGACAUCGUGCUGUUUGCGGAUGCCUUUGACGUGCUGGUCUUCGGAGACUCGGAGAAGAUCCGGCGCGGCUUUGCCGUGAUGGAGCAAUCAACGGGGAAGAGCAUCUUCUUCCCAGCCGAGAGGAGCUGUUAUCCACCACUGGCUGAGAUAUUAGACCGCUAUCCAGCCUCAUCUACGUCGGCGCGAUAUCUGAAUUCAGGGCUUCUGAUUGGCAGAGUCUCUGAGAUCCGCAAGGUGCUUGUGCCCGACCCGGUGAACGACUGGAUGCAAUAUAGCGAUCAGCUGUAUUAUCAUGAAAAGUUUCUCGAUAAUCAGGAUGCAAUUGGCUUGGACCGGGACUGCUCGCUGCUUUGCGUGGUUGACGGGAGUCUCGCGGACGUCGGCCUGCAGCUGCUCAACGGCACGGUCGUUCGCGAGCACUCGGAGCUCGGCUCGCCCUUGCUGCUCCAUUUCCCUGGGCCUGGGCACUGGCCGGCCUGGAUCAAUGGGCUGCCAUCCACCCAUGUGCAGGAUACAUUUGCACAGGUGUACCCUGCCGAGCACAAGCUUCUUUUCGACAAGGUGCAGCUGACUCUGAGCAUUCAAGGCGCUCUGGCUCCAAGGAGGAGUCUCGAAGGUUUGGGCAAGGAUUUGCUGCUUGGCUUUGUGCGCGGCGAGGCCUGCUUGAAGUGUGCCUGGGGAAUGAGCCAUCCGAAGCAGUGCAGGGAACUUACCUGGGGCAGCAGCAACUGCCCAUCGGGCCACGCUACGCUCUUGCUUUUGCUUGUUCUGUGCUGCUUGUUGUUUUGCUGCUCUCGCUUCAGACGGAAGCCAAUGGUCCUCCCAAGCAGCCGUGAGCCUGCAGUGGAGAAGGAUGUGUGAUGGCAAGAAAGGGCAAGCAGCGCAAGCUACGUUCAAGUCGGAGUUGUUUCUCUUCUUGAGACUUUGACCCCAAUAUUCCAUUAUGAUGAUGGAAGAGCAUGGCUUGGCAGCCCUGAGAUUGAGAAGUGAUGUU